AUGCAACAUUUCGCUCAGGAAGGAUAUGGUGAAGCCAACCAGGUUCACCAGGGCCAGGCUGGAGUCAAUGGAAUGGAUUGGCAAGCCAUGCCAGCUCAAGGAGCGAUUCCAGAUCAAGGCGCCGUUCGCCAUGAAGGAGGAGGUCAUGCUCGCAACGACCAUGGUGGAAGACUUCAAGCUGGACGGGCCUGGGCUCCAUACCAACCACCUCAUCAACCAACGGCUGAAGAUUUCGCAAUCUGGCGCCAAAACAACCGCAUUAUGCGUGAGAGGGAGGCCCAGCACCGCGCCAUUGCUCGGCAACAUCAAGAGCAGAUGGCUCGAAUUGGAAACCCUCAGAUGAAUCAAAGAGAGGAGCAAAUCUUUCCCCGCCAGGGAGCACAAGGCCAAGAAGCCGGUGCAGGGCAACUCGCUGCUCCACUGCUCCGCCAUGCGCUUGUCGGGGAGAGAGAAGUUCAACUCCCGCCUCAGGCCGGUGCUCCACAGCAGCCACCCCAACAGCAACAACAACAACAUCAUCGGCAGCAGCAACAAAUUCAGCAACAAGUUCCUCAACCUCACUACCCUCCUCAAGCCGGCUUUGUCUUCAAUCAACAACAUCAUCCCCAGCGUUAUCAACCACAACACCAGCAGCCAGAUAUCCGCCAACACCAACAAACUCCCUUCCCGCAAUACUUCAACCAACAACAGCAACAACAACAACCGCUUCCACACGCCCAAGCAAUGGCAAGAAACGAUUUGGAUCAUGCUGUCUUCCACCACCCACAACAGAACCAACCGCUCCCACAACAACAGCAACCACAGCCUCUUACCCCUCAUCAACCUGCCCUCCCAUCCCACACGCCGUCCCCGCAGAACGCCAUCGACGAUGACCUGCUCAAGAGACUCCAAAUAAUGAAUGCCGAGAUGAGAGAAAUGAGUAACAAACUGGUCAAAUAUGAGGCGGAUAAACUAAUUUCGGACCAAAUAAUGAAAAGAAAGGAUGAAUACAUCAAGGAGUUGUCUGCAGAAGUGGGAAGGCUCAAAAUGGAACACGCGAGGAUCAUCCCACCUGCCACCAAUACCGUCGGCACCGAAAUGUCACCACCACCAACUCUUCUCUCCACGUCGACGCCGACCCAAACCACCUCGCCACCUCCCUCCACAUUCCUCCCAUCAACCUCUUCCGUCUCACCACCACCACCGCCCCGCUCUCCGAUUCAUAUCAAACAAGAGGAGCCAGAGGUGGUCAUCGAAGAAGGGGAGAUCAUCGUCGACAGGAUCCUCCCUCCGCCAGACAAGGACACGAUGGAAGUGGUGGUCGUCGGAUGUGCCGUGGUGCUCCCAGAGGAACGUCGGCGCUUCGUAAGCCACCGCGAAGCCGUCCAAUUUUGGGAGGCCAACUUUGGCGGGUGGCAGAACCCAGGAGUGGAGAGGAACAGGGCACUGAACUUAAAUGAAUAUCUGUUCAACCCGGAAGGAGGAGAGGCCACGCCGCAGGUGGUGAAAAAACCUUGUAAUUCGGCCAAUUUUUACCAGAAUCAAAGGCCGGCAAGGAGAGGAUACCCAAACUGGACGACCAAGUCAACAAGAUCCAAGAAAAGGUGGUUAGAGAUGUGGAUGGAGGUCCGAAAGCAGCAAGACCUCCAGCUACUAAAAGAUCUAUUUGAAAGACUUGAUGUUAUGCAGAACGCCUCGACUGCCCUCCCAAACAGAAGUUUGGCGGAAAAGCCUACAGUAAUCCUACAGUUUCAAGAGGCUACAGUAACCCAACCUACACCAAAACUGCAGUAG
Caenorhabditis remanei is the source of this 1773-nucleotide messenger RNA. RefSeq lists its product as uncharacterized. Bases 1 to 1773 code for a protein of 590 amino acids. Lineage: Eukaryota; Metazoa; Nematoda; Chromadorea; Rhabditida; Rhabditidae. The transcript has 14 exons. The record is from RefSeq and is a predicted model, not a curated record.